AUUGGAAUUUGGACAAAUACAUUUGGGAGAUUGAGAAUGGAGUCAGGCGGUGGUGGUGGUGGUGGAGGUCCUGGGGGUGGUGGAGUGGCAGGCUUGGCCUCGUUCAUCAUGAACGAAGAAGAACUGAAGAGAAAACAAAGGGAGAAGCUGAAGAAACUGCUGGCCACCGGAGGAAACCCUCGACCUCCACGUACAUUGUUCUUCUUCAAGCUCAGAAACCCUUUCCGGAAGGCUUGCACCAACAUUGUGGAAUGGAAACCUUUUGAGAUCAUUAUCCUGCUAACCAUCUUCGCUAACUGUGUAGCUCUUGCUGUGUUUCUGCCUAUGCCUGAAGAGGACACCAACAACACCAACUUAACAUUGGAGAGUCUGGAGUACAUCUUUCUGGUCAUUUUCACUCUGGAGUGCUUCUUAAAGAUAAUAGCAUACGGCCUCUUGUUCCAUGAAGGAGCCUAUUUACGAAAUUGUUGGAAUAUAUUGGACUUUGUCAUUGUGUUCAUGGGGCUCUUCACACUUGUUGUAGACACCAUCGACACAAUAACAGGAGUUCAGAAAGAGAAAGGCGGAGGCUUCGACAUGAAAGCUCUCAGAGCGUUUCGAGUCUUGAGACCUCUGCGCCUCGUCUCUGGAGUUCCUAGCCUGCAGGUGGUGAUGAGCUCUGUUCUGAAGUCCAUGUUGCCCCUUUUCCACAUUUUAUUGCUGGUCUUUUUCAUGGUCACCAUUUAUGCCAUUAUGGGUUUGGAGCUUUUCAAGUGUAAAAUGCACAAGACUUGCUACUACCAGGGCACCAACAUUAUUGCCCUCAGGGAGAAUGAGAAGCCUUCACCCUGCGCUCAGGCUGGAAACGGGCGGCGCUGCACCAUCAAUGGCACUGAAUGCCGUGACGGAUGGCCUGGUCCCAAUUUUGGCAUAACCCACUUUGACAACUUUGGCUUUGCUAUGCUCACGGUCUUUCAGUGCAUCACCACAGAGAGCUGGACAGAUGUGCUCUACUGGAUUAAUGAUGCCAUGGGAAAUGACUGGCCUUGGAUCUACUUCUUGUCUCUGAUAAUGCUGGGCUCCUUCUUCAUCCUUAACCUUGUCCUUGGAGUACUGAGCGGGGAGUUUACUAAAGAGAGGGAAAAGUCACGGUCACGAGGAGAAUGGCAAGUACUUCGAGAACGACAACAAAUGGAUGAAGAUCUGAAGGGUUACAUGGAAUGGAUCACUCAUGCUGAAGUUAUGGAUGGAGACUCUGAUGCUAUGCUGCUUCUUAGAAAGGACACUGGCUCAGAGACUGAUAGUUUAUAUAAGAUGGAGGGGAUCAACAAGGUGGUCUAUUUCUACCGUCUGGCGCGCCGCUGGAACAUUGUUAUACGGAGAAAGUGUCAUGGCUGGGUGAAAUCAAAGUCCUUCAACUGGUGGGUUCUGAUCGUUGUGUUGCUGAACACUCUGGUCAUUGCCACAGAGCAUCAUAACCAGACAGAGGGCUUAACGAACUUUCAAGACACCGCCAAUGUAAUCCUGCUCGCCUGUUUUACAAUUGAGAUGAUUAUGAAGAUGUAUGCAUUCGGUCCGAGAAGCUACUUUAUGUCCAUCUUUAACCGGUUUGACUGUUUCGUGGUCACCAUCGGAAUACUGGAGAUCAUCCUGGUCGGGUCAGGCAUCAUGACACCACUGGGAAUCUCUGUGAUGAGAUGCAUUCGACUCCUGCGCUUAUUCAAGCUCACAAAGUACUGGACAUCUCUUAAUAACUUAGUAGUAUCUCUACUAAACUCAGUGAAAUCCAUUGCCUCCCUGCUCCUGCUCCUUUUUCUCUUCAUCGUCAUCUUCGCUCUGCUGGGGAUGCAGGUGUUUGGUGGCAAAUUCAACUUUCCUGACAGACCGAUCCAGCGCAGCAACUUCGACAACUUCCCACAGGCCCUCAUCAGUGUCUUCCAGGUCCUGACCGGAGAGGAAUGGGACACAAUCAUGUAUAAUGGCAUAAUGGCUCAUGGUGGACCCAAAUCUCCAGGAAUCCUCGUCAGCAUUUACUUUAUAAUACUAUAUGUCUGUGGAAACUUUGUUCUCUUGAACGUGUUUUUGGCCAUCGCUGUGGACAAUCUUGCCGAAGCUGAGAGUCUGGCAGCCGCACAGAAAGAGAGAGCGGAGGAAAGAGCCAGAAAAAAGCUCAUGAAACCAUUGCCAGAGAAAACUGAGGAGGAGAAAGCCCUGAUGGCCAAGAGACUAAUGGAGUCCAGGCAAAAAACUGAAGGAAUGCCCACCACAGCGAAGCUCAAGAUUGACGAGUUUGAAUCAAAUGUGAAUGAAGUGAAGGACCCCUUUCCUCCUGCUGACUUUCCAGGUGAUGAUGAAGAAGAGGAACCAGAGAUCCCGAUCAGCCCCAGACCCAGACCCAUGGCUGACCUGCAGUUAAAAGAGACUGUGGUGCCCAUGCCUGAAGCCAGCUCCUUCUUCAUCUUCGGCCCUCAGAACAAGUUCCGGAAGCUUUGCCACAGGAUCAUCAACCACACAACCUUCACCAACAUCAUCCUCCUCUUCAUCCUCCUCAGCAGUAUCUCCCUCGCUGCUGAAGACCCCAUCGACCCCCACUCAUUCAGAAACAAGGUCUUGGCUUACGCAGACAUCGUCUUCACAACGGUCUUCACCAUUGAGAUUGUGCUGAAGAUGACGGUGUAUGGAGCGUUCCUGCAUCCCGGCUCCUUCUGCCGAAACUCCUUCAACAUUCUAGAUCUCAUUGUUGUGGCCGUUUCUCUCCUGUCUAUGGGAAUGGAGUCUAGUACCAUCUCAGUAGUGAAGAUUCUCAGGGUGUUGAGGGUACUCAGACCUCUAAGAGCCAUCAACAGAGCCAAAGGAUUGAAGCACGUGGUCCAGUGUAUGUUUGUGGCCAUAAAAACCAUUGGCAAUAUUGUCUUGGUCACCAUGCUCUUGGACUUCAUGUUCUCCUGCAUAGGAGUGCAGCUCUUCAAGGGUACAUUGUUCUACUGUACAGACCCCCUGCAAAAAACAGCAGAGCAGUGUCAGGGAACAUUUUUAAAGCAUGUGCAAAAUUCCCUUCACGACACAGAGAUCCAUCAGCGCAGAUGGGUCAACAGCGACUUCAACUUUGACAAUGUGCUAAAUGGCAUGCUGGCUCUUUUCACUAUCUCCACAUUUGAAGGAUGGCCAGAGAUCCUAUAUAAGGCCAUAGACUCAUAUGACGUGGACACAGGCCCUCUGUACAAUAACCGUGUGGGAAUCUCCAUAUUCUUCAUCAUCUACAUCAUCAUCAUCGCCUUCUUUAUGAUGAAUAUUUUUGUGGGCUUCGUCAUUGUCACUUUCCAAAGACAAGGAGAGCAGGAGUACAAGAACUGUGAGCUGGAUAAAAACCAGCGUCAGUGUGUGCAAUAUGCUCUGAAAGCACGACCCCUCAAAUGCUACAUCCCGGAGAACCCGCAUCAGUACCGUGUGUGGUACCUUGUGACUUCCUGCUACUUUGAGUAUCUCAUGUUCUUUCUCAUCAUGCUCAAUACUCUGAGUCUUGGAAUGCAGUACUGUAACCAGCCUUUUUAUAUAACCAAACUCUCUGACAAUCUGAACGUCAUCUUUACGGUUCUGUUCACUGGUGAGAUGAUUGUCAAACUCAUCGCGUUCAAAGCAAAGGGCUACUUUGGAGACCCUUGGAAUGUGUUUGAUUUCGUCAUUGUCAUCGGCAGUAUCGUUGAUGUGGUCCUGAGUGAGGUUGAUAGAACACUGGAGGCCAGUGGAGGACUGUGGUGUCUACAUGGUUGUAGUGAGGUGGAUCCGAUGCAGGCAAUUGCGGAGGCAGAAAAUGUUAAAUUGUCCAUCACAUUCUUCCGUCUCUUCCGUGUGCUGCGUCUCAUUAAACUGCUCAAUCGCUCAGAGGGCAUCAGGAACCUGCUGUGGACCUUCAUUAAGUCCUUCCAGGCUCUGCCUCAUGUGGGUCUCCUCAUAGUCAUGCUUUUCUUCAUCUAUGCUGUCAUAGGGAUGCAGAUGUUUGGUAAAAUUGCACUGGUUGAUGGUACAGAAAUCAACCGCAACAACAACUUCCAAACUUUCCCUCAAGCUGUUUUGCUAUUGUUCCGGGUUGCCACUGGAGAGCAGUGGCCUAAAAUCAUGCUGGCCUCAAUGUACGGAAAGCUCUGUGACCCUAAAUCAGACUACGGCCCUGGGGAGGAGUAUACCUGCGGCUCCAGCAUCGCUGUCUGUUACUUCCUCAGCUUUUAUAUGCUGUGUGCAUUUUUGGUGAUCAACUUGUUUGUGGCUAUCAUAAUGGACAAUUUUGACUACCUCACCCAUGAUUGGUCAAUCCUUGGGCCGCAUCACCUGGAUGAAUUCAAGAAGAUCUGGGGAGAGUAUGACCCUGAAGCGACGGGGCGAAUCAAACAUUUGGAUGUUGUCACUCUUCUGCGAAGGAUUCAGCCACCAUUGGGUUUUGGUAAAUUCUGUCCACAUCACGCAGCUUGUAAGCGACUGAUUUCCAUGAACAUGCCACUAAACAGUGAUGGCACAGUGACCUUCAAUGCCACACUUUUUGCUCUGGUCAGAACAGCUUUGAAAAUCAAGACUGAAGGAAACUUUGAGCAGGCCAAUGAGGAGCUGAGAGCCAUCAUCAAGUCGAUCUGGAAACGGACCAGUAUGAAGUUGUUGGACCAGGUCAUUCCACCAAUUGGAGAGGAUGAAGUCACGGUUGGAAAAUUCUACGCUACCUUCCUGAUUCAGGAACAUUUCCGCAAGUUUAUGCAGCGACAGGAGGAGUUAUAUGGUUACAGGCCCACCAAGAAGAACGCUGAUGAGAUUAAGGCCGGUUUGCGCAGCAUCGAGGAGGAAGCGGCACCAGAGCUGCACAGGGCAAUAUCAGGUGACCUGAUAGCAGAGGAUGAGAUGGAGCGAGCCAUGGAGAGCGGAGAGGAGGGCAUCUACAGGCGGACAGGUGGUCUCUUUGGACUCAACGCGGACCCCUUUUCCUCUGAGCCCAGCAGCCCUCUGUCCACACAGGUCACCAGCCAGAGGCCCCUGCAGUUUGCGGAGAAUCGGCCGGAGGAUGCAGGGUCUCCUCCAGACUCUGUCUUCCUCCCAAACACAGAGUUUUUCCCUGAUAACAUGCCAACAACAAGCAACACCAAUAACAAUGCUAACUUCAUUGAAGAGUUUACAUUUGAGAGCGAGUCACUGUCAGCAAGCAGAAACUAUUCAUAUGAAGACAUAAGAGACUCCAGCUUGUAUGUGGGCGGAGCCUCAAAUGUUAAUGACAGGCGGCUGUCAGAUUUCAACGUGAAGACUAAUUCUACACAGUUCCCUUAUAAUCCCUCAUGUGAAGAAUCAAAGAACCAGAGAUCAGCAGCAGAAGCCUCACCAGCCACCGACAAACUCAUUCAGCAGGCACUGAGAGAUGGUGGUCUGGAGUCGUUGGCUGAAGACCCACAGUUUGUAUCUGUGACCAGAAAGGAGCUGGCAGAAGCCGUUAAUAUUGGCUUGCAGGAUAUAGAGAGCGUGGCUCAGGGUAUUGUCAAUGGGCAGAGCGGCAAGGUAACCAAACGCAAGCGACGUCCUAUCCCUGUUCCUCCCAGCAAAACCAAGGAAGCCACAAGUGCAGUGUAAACACAUACUGAGAGACUUUUAACAAAACCAUGAGACACCAUCGCCCUGAGGCUUCAGCCAUUGUUUAAAAUCACAGACGUAACAGUUUACGAGCAGGUAGUGAUUAAGCUGUGCUGUUUUUAAAGAUGGUAUUUUGGUUUAGAGAAAUAAUGUUUCCAAAGGACACGUACCAUAAUGCUGUUUCAAUGAGGUCUUGUGAUUUUGAUUUCUGAUGGCUACUCUGAUUCAGGUUUGUUUUUUGGUAAGCGAUUAUACCAAACGUCCUCAAUAAAGUGUUCACACUUCUGUUCUG
This is a messenger RNA of Danio rerio (zebrafish), 5872 nucleotides long. RefSeq names its product calcium voltage-gated channel subunit alpha1 Sb (gene cacna1sb). The record is from RefSeq and is marked provisional. Gene Ontology annotation, biological process: transmembrane transport; monoatomic ion transport; calcium ion transmembrane transport. Lineage: Eukaryota; Metazoa; Chordata; Actinopteri; Cypriniformes; Danionidae. Gene Ontology annotation, molecular function: voltage-gated calcium channel activity; monoatomic ion channel activity. Gene Ontology annotation, cellular component: sarcolemma; voltage-gated calcium channel complex; membrane.